This is a messenger RNA of Phymastichus coffea, 375 nucleotides long. Its product is annotated as histone H2B.1/H2B.2. Gene Ontology annotation, cellular component: nucleosome. The record is from RefSeq and is a predicted model, not a curated record. Gene Ontology annotation, molecular function: protein heterodimerization activity; DNA binding; structural constituent of chromatin. The transcript has a single exon. NCBI's taxonomy places the organism in Eukaryota, Metazoa, Arthropoda, Insecta, Hymenoptera, Eulophidae. The coding region runs from base 1 to 375 and encodes 124 amino acids.
AUGCCUCCGAAAGCAAGUGGCAAAGCCGUAAAAAAGUCGGGAAAAGCUCAGAAGAACAUCACCAAGGGCGACAAGAAAAAGCGUGGAAAAAAAAGGAAGGAAUCCUACGCUAUCUACAUCUACAAGGUCCUGAAGCAGGUUCACCCCGAUACUGGAGUUUCUAGCAAGGCGAUGAGCAUCAUGAACAGCUUCGUCAACGAUAUCUUCGAGCGCAUUGCUGCGGAAGCCUCUCGACUUGCUCAUUACAACAAAAGAUCCACCAUUACCUCUCGGGAAAUCCAGACUGCCGUCAGGCUUCUCCUUCCCGGUGAACUGGCCAAGCACGCCGUCUCCGAAGGCACAAAGGCCGUCACCAAAUACACCAGCUCCAAGUAA